This is a messenger RNA of Acaulospora morrowiae, 427 nucleotides long. The record is from the annotation of a GenBank genome assembly. Lineage: Eukaryota; Fungi; Glomeromycota; Glomeromycetes; Diversisporales; Acaulosporaceae.
CAUCAACUGGAUCGUUAUGUUCCUAGACAAACUAGAUACUCAGAUAGUGACCGCGAGGAAAAUAGUCGUAGUAUUGGCUUGCGAAGAGAGAAAAAACGUUCAAGAGCUUGUUCUCGUCGAUCAUCAGAUAGCGAUUAUGAUGAUGAUCGAAUGUCGAGUAGACGAAGGUUUCGUUCUAGAGAAAAGAGCUCUGAACGCAAAAGGAGACGAUCACAAUCAGAUCUUGACCCCUAUUUUGCAGCAAGUGAAUAUAUUGACACCGAGUUUUAUUCCAAAAAAGUGUUUGUUGGCGAACUUCGUAAUAUCUCCGAGCGUGCAUUAUAUAACGCCUUUGAACGUUUCGGUGAUAUAGAAAACAUUGAUUGGUUACCGGAAAAAGGAAUUGCCUUUAUUGACUUUGAUACCGAAGAAAAUGCAGCUGAGGCCC